Messenger RNA from Suillus discolor, 1416 nucleotides. RefSeq lists its product as uncharacterized. The record is from RefSeq and is a predicted model, not a curated record. Lineage: Eukaryota; Fungi; Basidiomycota; Agaricomycetes; Boletales; Suillaceae. The transcript has 4 exons. Bases 80 to 1282 code for a protein of 400 amino acids.
CUUUCUUCUACCAUCGGUUACUCACCACGCCAGCGCUUACGAUCACCAACUCAAUUUUUGGUACAUUUUUCGAUAAAACAUGGAUGAAGAUGUAGACAUGGAUGCUCCUCAAAUUUCAACUCUCAGGGAAGAGGCCACUCCUCCUCCGCCCUCUCGAACUUCCAAAUUCCGAGUAAAGUUACUGGUAACCGAGAAGAAGGGCAAGGGCAAGUCGUCCUCACCUAGUGUAUCAACUAUCAACAAGAAGGCUGUUCCACUACCACCCCCGUCCCCACCACCACUACCUGCCCCGCAGGCACGGACGCAUAGUGAUGAUGACGUUGAGGAGGAGGACGAGGAGGACCAACUUAUUGACGACGAAGAUGAAUUACAACAAUCUACUUCUACCCCUGCCAUCACUACCUCAACUGGUGGUACCAAGCGGAAGGCGCCAGCGAGGAAGCCAAAACCACGAAAGAGUGAAAAGCAGGACAAGGAUCUCGACAAAAAGCCCCAUGGCGAGCAAACCGAUGCUCAGGAUGUCAGUACACCCGCAGUUGCCGAUAAACCGCCUCCGAAGAAAAGAGCAGCACCCCGUAGGCCUGCUGCUGCUCAACGCUCCAGAGCCAAGGCUCCGCCCAAGGCAGCAAAGACCUUGGUGGUGGAUGAAGGAGCAUUGAGUGAAUCAUACGCUGGAACCGCACCCUCAUCGCCACUUCCCCUCGCUCGUGAGGGGGGCUCGGAACAUGAGGACGCAGAAAAUGCUCCUCCCCCUCCAGUCGAGGGUACAACAGAAGUUGCACCUCUCCCUAUCUACCCUCUACCAUCCAAACCAUUCCCUGUGCAGCCGCCCCCAAAGAUCGGAGCAGGCUUCGCACCCAUGUUACCCCUUGACCGAAGCGGAAGCAAAAUCCGUCGUUGGAGAACAGCAAACCGCGAAAUACGGGGCAUCGCAGGCGGACGAUGGUUCGCUAGAUCAUGGGUUGGCGAUAAAGAGUCUGAAUAUGCCAAUGCAACAGCUGCAGCCGCAGCUUCGCAUAAAAAUGGCGAUGUGGACAAAAUUACGACGCCAAAGGGCGGCGGCUCGAUAUCUGCACCGUUACUUGGAAAAGGGUCUAGCAAAUCUAAGGCGGCGCGUGCCAUGUCGGGCAUAUCGGCUGCGCCUUCACGAGCAGGGUCUAUUAUUGCCGACCACCACCCUGUGAAAGCGCCUUCCAAGAUGCGUAAUAUUGUUGCUGGGCCGGCGUCUGAAGAGGGUAAUGAUGCUCCCGUACAGAACACGCCAGAGCACAUGGAAUCAUAGGUGGUUUGUUUCAUGUAAUUAUGUUUUGAUUAUGUUUUGAUCGUGUCUCGUACCUUUUGCAUUAAUGUCAUACACGUACUAUACUGUUGUCCAUGCUUUUCCCUCUAGUAAUAUGAUUGGUUCUGUGCAGUCUC